CGGCAGCCAUUACGAUUGACUCGAAUAACGCUCAAGUUAUACGGACAACGAUCAGCUACAAUAAUGCAUGGCAGGAUAUGGCGAAUGCGAUGACAACGCUGGAACGUAAAGUUAACAAGGAUUCCCAAAAGGAAACGGCAGAAGGACUACUCACUAAGACAAAGGUUCCGCGUCUAACACGCGGUUCUAAAGCAAGAAGGAAUUAUGACGUAGCAGAAGGUCAACCGUUUACACUUGGAUGCCCCGUGAUCGGUUUCCCUAAGCCUGAAGUGAUUUGGAUCGUCAAUGGUCAGACGUUGAACCACUCUAACUUCGGCGUGUACAACCUGCAGGUUUCAGAUGGUGGAAAAAAGAACGGAAAGCAGCUUUCACAGAAUAAUUCCAACGUACGUUUCCUCCUGGGAAAAAGGCUGCUCUACAUCGUUAACGUGACGUCAGACGACGAAGGCACAUAUAAAUGUCUCGCUGAAAAUUUGGCAGGUCGAGCAGAGAAGAUGGUUCAGGUGGCGCUCCUUGGUGAGUCUGGACCAAACCGCUUGUCUAAUUUGCAAGCAAGAACUUUUUACUUAGUACCGCCUCGGUUUCAUGAUAUUCAAACGGAUCCGAACAUUGUUGUUUUGCAAAACGAGCUCGUUGCACUUUCGUGCAAUGUUUCAGGCAGUCCUCGACCGAAGGUAAUGAAAUUUAACUCACUAGCGAAGCAUGGAAUGGCAGUUUUAGAUCACGUGGUUCAAAAAUGGACGUCUCUUAUUCGAAAAUGAUU
Soboliphyme baturini is the source of this 763-nucleotide messenger RNA. Lineage: Eukaryota; Metazoa; Nematoda; Enoplea; Dioctophymatida; Soboliphymatidae. The record is from the annotation of a GenBank genome assembly.